CCAAAUGGCAAGAACGAAGCAGACAGCCCGUAAGUCCACCGGCGGAAAGGCUCCCAGGAAGCAGCUGGCCACCAAGGCCGCUCGUAAGAGCGCCCCGGCCACCGGCGGUGUCAAGAAACCUCACCGUUACAGGCCCGGCACCGUGGCUCUCAGAGAGAUCCGCCGCUACCAGAAGUCCACCGAGCUCCUUAUCCGCAAACUGCCCUUCCAGCGUCUGGUUCGGGAGAUCGCGCAGGACUUCAAGACUGACUUGCGCUUCCAGAGUUCCGCCGUGAUGGCUUUGCAGGAGUCCAGCGAGGCUUACUUGGUCGGUCUGUUCGAAGAUACCAACCUGUGUGCCAUCCACGCCAAGCGGGUCACCAUCAUGCCCAAAGACAUCCAGCUGGCCCGCCGCAUUCGUGGAGAGAGAGCUUAAGUCACCCAAGUUUACUCUA
Messenger RNA from Phycodurus eques (leafy seadragon), 434 nucleotides. RefSeq names its product histone H3-like. The transcript has a single exon. Gene Ontology annotation, cellular component: nucleosome. Lineage: Eukaryota; Metazoa; Chordata; Actinopteri; Syngnathiformes; Syngnathidae. Gene Ontology annotation, molecular function: DNA binding; protein heterodimerization activity; structural constituent of chromatin. The record is from RefSeq and is a predicted model, not a curated record. Bases 5 to 415 code for a protein of 136 amino acids.